Molecule: messenger RNA, 642 nt
Organism: Arvicola amphibius (Eurasian water vole)
Lineage: Eukaryota; Metazoa; Chordata; Mammalia; Rodentia; Cricetidae
Source: RefSeq, a predicted model, not a curated record
AUGGACCCAGACAUGGCCCUCAGCAACAGCUUGGGCCCAGUUGUCACCGUGGCCCCAGGUGGCAGUGAAGGCCACUCCAAUCAGCAUGGCCCCUGGGGUGGCAUGACUCUUGUACACCAAUAUGACCUCAGUGCACACGAAGAAAAUAUUCUGAAAGGUGUGCGAGAUUUCAGCUAUUCCUUGGAAAGUUCUAUAGAGCUUCUACAGAAGGAUGUGGUACAGCUCCAUGCUCCUCGAUACCAGUCUAUGAGAAGGGAUGUAAUUGGCUGUACUCAGGAGAUGGAUUUCAUUCUUUGGCCUUGGAAUGAUAUUGAGAAAACUGUUUGUCUCCUGUUUUCUAGGUGGAAGGAAUGUGAUGAACCUUUUAGGCCUGUUCAGGCCAAAUUUGAAUUUCAUCACGGUGACUAUGAGAAACAGUUUCUGCAUGUUCUGAGCUGCAAGGACAAGACAGGAACUGUUGUCAACAAUCCUAACCAGUCAGUGUUUCUCUUCAUUGACAGACAGCAUUUGCAGACUCCAAAAAAAAAAAAAGCUACCAUCUUCAAGUUAUGCAGCAUCUGCCUCUACCUGCCACAAGAACAGCCCACCCACUGGGCAGUUGGCACCAUAGAGGAUCACCUCCAUCCUUAUAUGCCAGAGUAA